AUGCCUCAACUGGAUAAAUUCACUUAUUUCACACAAUUCUUCUGGUCAUGCCUUUUCCUCUUUACUUUCUAUAUUGCCAUAUGCAAUGAUGGAGAUGGACUACUUGGGAUCAGCAGAAUUCUAAAACUACGUAACCAACUGCUUUCACACCGUACGAACAACAUCCGGAGCAAGGACCCCAACAGUUUGGAAGAUAUCUUGAGAAAAGGUUUUAGCACCGGUCUAUCCUAUAUGUACUCCAGUUUAUUCGAAGUCUCCCAAUGGUGUAAGGCCGUCGACUUAUUGGGAAAAAGGAGGAAGAUCACUUUGAUCUCUUGUUUCGGAGAAAUCAGUGGCUCACGAGGAAUGGAAAGGAACAUAUUCUAUUUGAUCUCGAAGUCCUCAUAUAGCACUUCUUCCAAUCCUGGAUGGGGGAUCACUUGUAGGAAUGACAUAAUGCUAAUCCAUGUUCCACACGGCCAAGGAAGCAUCGGUUUUUAA
Molecule: messenger RNA, 480 nt
Organism: Helianthus annuus (common sunflower)
Lineage: Eukaryota; Viridiplantae; Streptophyta; Magnoliopsida; Asterales; Asteraceae
Source: the annotation of a RefSeq genome assembly